Homalodisca vitripennis (glassy-winged sharpshooter) is the source of this 339-nucleotide messenger RNA. RefSeq names its product 40S ribosomal protein S12, mitochondrial. Gene Ontology annotation, cellular component: small ribosomal subunit; ribosome. Gene Ontology annotation, molecular function: structural constituent of ribosome. The record is from RefSeq and is a predicted model, not a curated record. Gene Ontology annotation, biological process: translation. NCBI's taxonomy places the organism in Eukaryota, Metazoa, Arthropoda, Insecta, Hemiptera, Cicadellidae. The transcript has a single exon. Bases 1 to 339 code for a protein of 112 amino acids.
AUGGCGUCGCUCAUGUGGAUGCACAAGCACGGCCCUCAUCGCAAGCUGAGACCCAACCGCAACCCUCUGGGCGACAAGCCGUUUGCUAAGGGUGUGGUUCUCAAGACGCUCAUCAAGAAGCCCAAGAAACCUAACUCGGCCAACCGGAAGUGCGUGUUGGUGCGACUCUCCACGGGAAAGGAAAUGACUGCGUAUGUACCUGGCAUCGGACACAACCUACAGGAACACAAUGUGGUACUUGUGAGAGUAGGUCGGCUCAAGGAUGUGCCCGGAGUGAAGAUCAAGUGCGUCCGUGGAAAGUACGAUCUCGGCCAUGUGAUCAAACAACCGCAGAAGUAA